UAUCAUGGUGACUAUAUUUCUUCCGACUACUUCGAGGGCUGGUACUUCAAACUAGUUAGUGAGGACAAGAAAGUUUCGCUGGCUGUCAUUCCAGGAAUAUACAAAGGAAGCAAGAGUACUCGCAAAACAACUGGCGGAAAAAGUGAAAUUCACGCCAUCAGCAAAAGAAAUGCUGAUAACCAUGACGAAUAUUCUCUCGCUGAGUCUCAUGCAUUCGUUUUGGUGAUAAAUAAAGACCGCGAAUGUCUUUAUUAUCGUUAUUACGCUGAUGAGUUCAAGGCCGUGAACACAUACGAGACGGGUGCUUUCCAAGUAACGAUCGGACAUAACCACUUUCGACACGAUGAAAUGGUUCUGUCGCUUCCAUCUUCUCACCUGUUGCAGCCAACCGAUUCAGAAUACGAAACUUUUCUAUCAUCAGUGAUGGCGGAUUAUCAUCGUCUUCUUCCGGAAGAGAAUAAUACAAAGAGGCUCGAGGUUGUGCGUCAUCCACAUGUUCCAUACUCGAUACGCGGGGUGAUUGCAUUUGAGAAUGUGACACCAUUAAAGCCUACCAUGACUAUUCCGUCGGUGAUGGGUAUAUUUCAAUAUGUUCCAUGGCUGGAAUGUUUUCAUCAAAUUGUUAGUCUUGAUCACAUUGUGCAUGGAGAGAUAACUUUCAUUAACGACAAGUUUGUUGAGACGAAUGUCGAUUUCGAGAACGGGAGAGGGUACAUUGAAAAGGACUGGGGAAUCAAUUUUCCGAAAACGUGGAUUUGGGCUCAAUCUAACAGUUUCGCAAAGGAAGCUGGUAAUUCCAUACAGAUAUCGAUCGCCGAAGUGCCGAUUGUGCAGUCACUCUAUCAUAUAGCGGGGGCUUUGAUCGUGGUCCAUCAUUCUAGUACUAAUGUCACAUACAACUUUAGUACAUACAAGCUACCUCGUCCUCAUUCGCUUAAAGUUACACUUGAUCCGACCACUCAUAUUCAAAACGUUUAUCUGCAUGUGUCUGACAGAGACAACAACCAUCUAGAAGUCAACGUAUGGCGAAAAGCGGGCACCGGAAUUCCAUUACGUGCUCCCAAUAAAGAGCACAGGAAGAUGGUAUUGACCGUUGAAGAGAAUUUGGAUGCAGAGAUGACAGUCAAGAUGUGGAAUGGAAAUGAAGGUGGAGACGUCAAGGUUAUUAUGGAUGAUACGGCUGUAUCGGCUGGACUGGAGAUUGUAGGAGAUGUCACGAAAUUAGGGAAAGAAUAUGCCGGAUGA
This is a messenger RNA of Paraglomus occultum, 1245 nucleotides long. The record is from the annotation of a GenBank genome assembly. NCBI's taxonomy places the organism in Eukaryota, Fungi, Glomeromycota, Glomeromycetes, Paraglomerales, Paraglomeraceae.